CACACACCUCCUUAAUUAGUCAACAAAAAAUUUUAACCAAGAAAAAUAUACAAGAUAAUAGAGAAAGCUAUGAACAGAAAAAAGAAAAAGUGGAAAAAGAAAAGUUAAAUUGUGUCCAUCAGAGAUCCCAUUUUCCUUGUCUUUCUCUUACUUUAAUUUCCAUCCAAGCCUCUGACCCUUUUCUCACGUUUUCUACUCCCAUGAAACACACUUGCCUUCUAGCUUCUGCCAAGUUUUCAUGUGCCUUCUCUUCUUUCUCCUUUCUCUUGCAUAAAUAAAAUAUAUUAUAACACCAUUUUCCCUUUAUCUUUCACCCUAUGCUUCCAAUCAUUGUUUUUACAUGAAUUUUUUUUUCUUUCACCAAUUUUCAGACAAUAAUGUAACAUACAAGUCUAAUAUACUUUUGCCACUGCAAUUUAGACUGUGAUAUAAAAAAAGUUCAUGUCUCUGCUAUCACACGGAUUUAUUUGACUGUCAUUCUUUGCAAUAUCAAGAAUCGCAACGAAAUUGUUAUAAUAAAUUUUUGAUAUUUAGUUGCAUUUAUCUGCAAUAUCAAAGAUCGCGAUUCGGGUAGUCUACUAUUCAAAAUUUUGAUAUUUAGUGUCUUUAUCUACUCUCCAUGUCUCCUCUUCAAUAUCCAAAAACUUGGAUUCCCUAUGAAAAUACCAAAGACUGUUCACAAGGAUUUUGCAGCAUCUACUGUCCACAAUGGUGCUACAUAGUUUACAGUUACACUCCUCCACCACCAUCUCUUCAAUACCAUGAUAAUGAUUCAAAAUCAAAUGUCUCUCCUCUUGUUAUUUCAUUCCUUGGAAUCUUAGCCACUGCUUUUCUACUACUAAGUUACUAUACUCUCAUAUCCAAAUACUGUGGUCACAGAGUAUCUACAAGAAGAAAUAGCACUGACCCAGUUGAUGAUUCGCAACGAAAUCGCCGCGAAAACCAUCAAGUUUCAAACUUUGGCCUAGAUGAGGCUCUAAUAAAGUCCAUGGCAGUUUUCAAGUACAAAAAAAGAGAAACUUUUGUUGGUGUAAGUGAUUGUUCUGUUUGUUUAAGUGAGUUUCAAGAUGAUGAAAGUGUUAGAAUAUUACCAAAUUGUAACCAUGUUUUUCAUGUUUCUUGUAUUGAUAAAUGGUUAAAAUCUAACUCUAGUUGUCCUCUAUGUCGUUCUAACAUAUUCACUUUGAAUAAUGUUUCAACAUUUGAAGUUCAAGAUGUAGUUAUAGAACUUCCUUUGAGAAAUGAAACUUUUUCACAAGAUGAACAAAUAGUUGUUGGAAGUGGGAAUGAAUUAAGGGGGGUGGAAAUAGCAAUGAUGAUGAAUCAUGGUGGUGGUGGUGAUUCAAAGCAUGCAUUUCGUGCUUUUAGGUCAAUUUCUUUGGAUCAUUCAUUUUCAAUUGGAGAUGUGUUGAAUAUGAAUGAAAAUGAAAAUGAAGAUUCUUAUGAAGAAGGGUGUUCAAUGGAUGUAGUUGGUUCAUCUAAGAGAUUAAGAGGUGAAAGUAACAAGUCAAGAAAAGUUUCACCAACAACGUCAAAAAAACGACAGAAAGACGCAAAUUGUCCAAUUAAACAGCGAUGUCGUAGACACGAUGUCCAGGAUGAUGUCGUUGGGCUUAAUGAGCAUCCACAGAUGGAGCAGGCUGAGGAGCAAUAUGCUGCACAUGCUGAUGAUAUUCGUGAUGCUGAUGAUGUUGCUUAUGUCCCUGCACAUGCUGAUGAUAUUCAUGAUGUUGAUGAGUAG
Cicer arietinum (chickpea) is the source of this 1741-nucleotide messenger RNA. Its product is annotated as RING-H2 finger protein ATL52. Gene Ontology annotation, biological process: protein ubiquitination. Gene Ontology annotation, molecular function: transferase activity. NCBI's taxonomy places the organism in Eukaryota, Viridiplantae, Streptophyta, Magnoliopsida, Fabales, Fabaceae. The record is from RefSeq and is a predicted model, not a curated record.